Molecule: messenger RNA, 5580 nt
Organism: Poecilia latipinna (sailfin molly)
Lineage: Eukaryota; Metazoa; Chordata; Actinopteri; Cyprinodontiformes; Poeciliidae
Gene: kcnt1b
Product: potassium sodium-activated channel subfamily T member 1b
Exons: 38
Coding region: 1053-4859 (1268 amino acids)
Biological process (GO): potassium ion transmembrane transport
Cellular component (GO): plasma membrane
Molecular function (GO): outward rectifier potassium channel activity; intracellular sodium-activated potassium channel activity
Source: RefSeq, a predicted model, not a curated record
GCCCAUUUAUGAGAGAAUCCCUCUCAACAUGAAACGCAACAAUUUCCUCAGCAGAAAACGCACUACGUCAAGGUUGUCCAGUAGGUGGCGAGACUCCAGCGAGUGACUUCAGGUUGGGAAAUCAGCAGCCUUACCCCCGCUGUGACUGUUCAAGGGAGGAAAAAAAAUGCUGAUGCGGACAGGGAUGCAUGAAAACCGGGAGGACAAGCCGCUUACAUGACGUCCCUGUGUGAGAUGCAGAGACAACAUGGCAGAGGACUCCAGCGGAGAAAGCUCCAAGAUGCGGCUCGGUUUGCAGCUGCUUUUCUAGAUCAAGCGCGGUUGUUAUAUAAGCGCGGCUGAAAACGGUCACACAGAGAAUGCGAGCUAAUUGGAAAGAAGGAAAAUGGAGAAAUCAAGUUUUAACCUUCAGCACGUGGACUAAAAAUAGCGUUAGGUUAACACGAUACAUCUGUCCGCUAAGUUACGUAGUUCGUCAAUAGUAGCAAACAAAGUUGUUGCUAAGCGACGGCGAAGUCUUGACCCCAGCGGUGCAUUGGUCGGUCGCGUAUUGAUAUUUAAAUUAACUGUGUAGUGUGCAGGUAAAAGCUGUACCCUUUAGGAAGUACGUCAACCAAUCAGCUUUGAGUGCUGGGAUUAUUAUUUUUUUUAUUUUUUCCAACUAAAACCAAACCUGCGGGCCCGUAUGUAAAUAUGCCAAACUGACCGAACAGAACUACGUGUUUCUUUUUGUGAAAAGGAUUAACGCUGGAUUUGAAUGAACCGAAUCUUGAAGGAAACUCCGCUGGACUGAGUUCCGGGAUUCCUCCCCCGUACCUCAACCAUCAUGUAACUGUCACCGUUUAGACAUGACAGAGCAUUCGCUGGGAUUUGUUGAUGGAAAACAGACUGCGUUAUGGAGGCAGUGGUGUAUGCACAGUUUAUUUAAAGCAGGUUAUCUAAAACGAACCUGUGUUUAGGAUGAUGGGACCUCGGAUUGAAACAGGGACACUUCUAGGGGGACACCUUUAGAUACGGAGAAAAAAAAAGUGUGGCCCUCUGCAGAGGCAAUCAUGAGUCCUCCACGCCGAUCAUCAAGUUCCCAUGGCGACAGGUCCUCCUCUGAGACCCUGCAGAAAAACAAUAGCAGCAACUCCGGUGUUAUUCUGGAUAUCUCGUCUCUUAAGAUGGCAGAUGUGGAUACAGAGGUGCCUCCUCUUCCACCUCGCUACCGCUUCAGGGACCUGCUGCUGGGGGACCAGACGUUUCAGAAUGAUGACAGGUACCAAGAGGAGUACAGUAUGGACUCAACCAAUGCUCAGGUGCAGGUUGAGUUUUAUGUGAAUGAAAACACCUUCAAGGAGAGGCUGAAGCUUUUCUUCAUCAAAAACCAAAGGUCAAGCCUGAGAAUCCGUUUGUUCAACUUUGCAUUGAAGAUCCUCACCUGUGCCCUCUACAUUCUGAGAGUCAGCCUGGAUAAUCCCACAGAAAACUACAGUAUCAAUGGCACAACAUGCCGAAACAGCAGUUCACUGAAUUCUACUGAGGGACGUGAAAUCAAAUGGAACCUAAUUUUCUGGGUGAACAGACUCCAGCCUGUGUGGGCAAUACAGGUGACAGUGGCCUUAAUCAGUUUCUUGGAGACUAUGCUUAUCACAUAUCUCAGCUACAAGGGGAACAUUUGGGAGCAGAUCUUCCAGAUAUCCUUCAUAUUGGAGAUGAUUAAUACGGUACCAUUUAUAAUCACAAUCUUCUGGGCUCCGUUGAGAAACAUAUUCGUCCCCGUGUUUCUUAACUGCUGGCUUGCCAAAGGUGCUCUGGAGAACAUGAUCAAUGACUUCCAUCGUGCCAUCCAGAGGACGCACUCCGCAAUGUUCAACCAGGUGUUCAUCCUCAUCUGCACCUUACUGUGUCUGGUGUUCACAGGAGCCUGUGGGAUUCAGCAUCUUGAGCGAGCCGGGAAAAACCUGUCCUUGUUUGACUCCUUUUAUUUCUGCAUCGUCACCUUCUCCACUGUGGGCUACGGCGACGUUACUCCACAGAUCUGGCCCUCACAGCUGCUGGUGGUUAUUCUCAUCUGUGUUGCUCUGGUAGUCCUUCCGCUACAGUUUGAGGAGCUGGCGUACUUGUGGAUGGAGAGCCAGAAGCUCGGAGGGAACUACAGCCGUCACCGGGCGCAGACGGAGAAACAUGUUGUGUUGUGUGUCAGCUCGCUCAAGAUCGACCUGCUGAUGGAUUUUCUUAAUGAGUUUUACGCUCAUCCUAGGCUGCAGGACUACUACGUGGUGAUCCUGUGCCCGACAGAAAUAGACAUUCAGGUUCGCCGCAUCCUGCAGAUCCCCCUGUGGUCUCAGAGGGUCAUUUACCUGCAAGGAUCGGCCCUCAAAGACCAGGACCUGAUGAGGGCCAAGAUGGACGACGCUGAGGCGUGCUUCAUCCUGAGCAGCAGGAAUGAGGUCGACCGAACUGCUGCUGAUCACCAGACUAUUUUGAGGGCUUGGGCUGCAAAGGACUUCGCUCCAAACUGUCCUCUCUACGUCCAAAUCCUCAAACCGGAAAAUAAGUUUCACGUAAAAUUUGCAGAUCAUGUUGUAUGUGAAGAGGAGUUCAAGUACGCCAUGUUGGCUCUGAACUGCGUGUGUCCAGCCACGUCCACCUUAGUGACUCUGCUGGUUCACACCUCCAGAGGACAAGAGGGGCAGACGUCCCCGGAGCCGUGGCAGAGGACUUAUGGCCGCUGCUCUGGGAACGAGGUGUACCACAUCCAUUUAGCGGACAGCAAGUUUUUUGGGGAGUAUGAUGGAAAGAGCUUCACCUACGCCUCCUUUCAUGCCCAUAAGAAGUAUGGUGUGUGUUUGAUCGGGGUGAAGAGGGAGGACAACAAGAGCAUCCUCCUGAAUCCUGGACCGCGUCACAUCAUGGCUGCUACCGACACCUGCUACUACAUCAACAUCACCAAGGAGGAGAACUCAGCCUUCAUCUUCAAACAGGAGGAAAAACAUGGGAAGGGUCUCCCCGUCACCGGGCUCUACGACGCCCCCUCCAGGCUGCCUGUGCACAGCAUCAUAGCCAGCAUGGUUGAUCAGACCACCUCAUUUGGGACUGUAGCGAUAGAUCUCCAGCAUCCCGAUCCUCCGGAGGAAAGUGGGAAACUGACCCUUCCCACCGAGAACGGAGCAGGAAGUCGAAGGCCAAGCAUCGCACCCGUCUUGGAAAUUGCUGACUCCUCCACCAUCUUGCCCUGCGACCUCCUCAGUGACCAAUCGGAGGACGAGACCAACCAAUCAGAUGACGAGGGAUCCGUGGGGUCGGACUUUGUGAAGGGCUACCCUCCAAACUCCCCCUAUAUCGGCAGCUCUCCAACUCUGUGCCACCUGCUGCCACAGAAAGCUCCGUUCUGCUGCCUUCGCCUCGAUAAGGGCUGCACACAUAACAGCUUUGAGGAUGCCAAGGCCUACGGCUUCAAGAAUAAGCUGAUUAUAGUGUCUGCAGAGACGGCAGGAAAUGGGCUCUAUAACUUCAUAGUUCCCCUGCGAGCUUAUUAUCGGCCCAGAAAGGAGCUCAACCCAAUAGUGCUGCUACUGGACUAUCCACCAGACAACCACUUCUUAGAGGCCAUUUGCUGCUUUCCAAUGGUUUACUUCAUGGCUGGAACUAUUGAUAAUUUGGACAACCUGCUCCAGUGUGGAAUAAUCUAUGCUGAUAACUUGGUGGUUGUGGACAAGGAGAGCACCAUGAGCGCUGAGGAAGACUACAUGGCAGACGCCAAGACUAUUGUCAAUGUCCAGACAAUGUUCAGAUUGUUCCCCAGCCUCAGCAUCAUCACGGAGCUCACACAUCCGUCCAACAUGAGGUUCAUGCAGUUCAGAGCGAAGGACUGCUACUCCCUCGCUCUGUCCAAACUGGAGAAGAUUGAGCGCGAUAAGGGCUCCAACCUGGCCUUCAUGUUCCGGCUGCCGUUCGCUGCCGGCAGGGUGUUCAGCAUCAGCAUGCUCGACACGCUGCUGUAUCAGUCGUUUGUUAAGGAUUACAUGAUCGCUAUUACACGGCUUCUGCUCGGACUGGACACCACGCCCGGAUCUGGCUACCUGUGUGUUAUGAAAAUCACGGAGGAAGAUUUGUGGAUCAGGACUUACGGCCGACUCUUCCAGAAAUUUUGUUCUUCCAGUGCUGAAAUUCCCAUUGGGAUCUACCGCACUGAGUCGCACAUGUUCUCUACGUCGGAGAGGAAGGACAGUAAUGUGCAGUCUCAAGUGUCCAUCAAUGCCGAGCAUGGGGAGGAACAUCAGGGCCGCGCCGGGUCCUGGAAAGAGAAAACAGCCCACAGAAACUCCACCACGAGUGACCAAUCAGAGCAUCCGCUGCUGAGGAAGAAGAGCAUGCAGUGGGCUCGGCGGCUGAGCAGGAAGAACGUCAAACCGGCGAGCAGAGCGGAGCGCAUUUCGCAGCAGAGACUCAACCUGUACCGGCGCUCUGAGAGGCAGGAGCUGUCGGAGCUGGUCAAGAACCGGAUGAAGCAUCUGGGCCUCCCGACUGUGGGAUACGAGGAUGUUUCUAAUCUCACAGCGAGUGAUGUCAUGAAUCGAGUAAAUCUAGGAUAUUUGCAAGAGUUGCAGGAUAUUUCAGAGCAGCCGUAUACAGAGGGGACAAGGCCGUCAGGGCCACAAGCAGACGAGAUGAACGACCACCAGAACACGCUGUCCUACGUUCUCAUCAAUCCUCCUCCUGACACCAUGCUGGAGAUCAACGACAUCGUGUACAUUAUUCGCUCUGACCCUCUGGCUCACAUGCCAGAGGACUCACAGAUGGGACAGGCGGCCCGAAACACCAAGAACCAACAGGACUUUGGCGCACAGUCAAGAAAUGAAACUCACCUUUAAAAGCUUUGAGUCUUUUAAAUAGAUCUCAUAUACCUCGCACAAACGAAGGCCCGCCAGGGGCGGUGAUGAGGUGUUCAUAGUGAAUGUGCAUUAAGUGUCUCUCGGCCUGAGACCAGAAAUUAGCCACAUCCUAAAAGACGGCCCUGAGAUUCCCGUUUUCAUCAGAGCUGCCAUUGGAGGAUGCAUGAAGAGUGCCUAGUCAUCACUUCCCCUCACAAAACUCCCUGCAAACGAGAACCUGACGCUACUUCCUCUGUCCAGCCCGACCGCCGAGAUCAGAAGGGUUGUUGGUCGUGAUUGGAUGAUUAAAACCGGUUUCUGGGCCGAUGGGUAAAAUAAUUUCAUUUCAUGUUUUGCUCAGGUGGGGGGGAAGCUGCCCUUGUGCCACUACCGGCUUUUUGCCAAUUUCUUCGCCUGUUUCUGCUUAUAAUCAGAAACUAACUGAAAACCAUUCACAUCCGACAACUUAAGCAUCACGGUUUGCUAGAGAGCUGAUGAUUGGGUUGGUUUUCUACAUUUUCAAGUAUUACCAGGAAAAUAAGGUACAUGUGCAAUUUUCUUACUUUACUGUCACUUUCAUUUAUCCUUGUGAACUUUUUGUCAUUGUUUUAAAUUUAUUACAUGCUUACACCAGUUGCACCUUUAUUAGCCAAGUUAGCAUUUCUCUCUGUAAUUGUGUCAGUUGAUGAAAAAUGAACAUUGUUAAAUUAUUUCCCUGUUA